AUGGAUUUCAAACAAUCCGUCACAACACGCCCCAUUGGGUCGGGUGCAAAGCAUCUCGGUCUCAACUUUCCUUGGAGUGAACCGAGCGUGCUGGAAGGGCCUAUGGAAGGAGGCAAGGCCAAUUUUCUAAGUGUGGACGAUCCGGAAUCGGACACAGAUUCUGAAGAUGACAUACUCUCGCCCCCACAAGCAGCUCCUAGAGCCCCUCGGGCCGCAGCGCAAGCGCAGCGCGUGAGUCCUGCAGUUCCAGCACGGCCUGUACCUGCUGCACAGCCCCGCGUCCCGCUCGCGAACGUGCACUCGCGCACAAAGCUCCAUACUGAAGCGCCGGAAAUUACACCUGUACCAGCAAAGCCUGCUGCAAAAGACUCUGUUCGAAUGUCGCCUCCGGUAACGAGCAUGUCACUGGGCCCCGGUCUUUCUCCACCCCUCUCUGGCGCACUCAAAGCGACGCUGGCGCCCAAGGCGAAACUAGUAUCGCAGAACGGUACGACGAACAACGGGAUGGAUAGCGCCAAGUACCACCAGUUUUUUGCAGACCAGGCAUCACCAUUGAGCCGCUACGAAGCCGACAUGAGCUCGGCUGGUCAUGGCAGCAAGUUAGAGACCUCGCCGCCCCUUGUGUCGAAGGAUGCGGUACCGCCAAAGCGUAGCGACAAACCAACCCUGAACCAGCCCAAUCGGGACUAUUCCAAGCCGGGCCAUGGCCAUAGCGCGGCAGAUGCGUACAAUAAACGCAUGAUGACCGAAAAGCAACAAUCAAGUGCGCUUCCCACGUUAGACACAUCCCGAGCUACAGCCGAUGCGGAAUCGGCACGCGAUCCGACGGUGCUGUCUGAUGCACAGAAGGCCGAGCAAAAUGGACUUGGCAUUGGCGGCAUCUUCGGCAAAUCUGGCGACAAAUCCAUCAAGAACACGGCGAGUCGCUUUUUUAAAAAGGUUGGCCGCACUAAGCAGCCUUCAGCACCACCCAUGCCCGUGGAAGGUAUACAAAAUCAGCCGAGCAAAGAAUUUAACCUUGCUCGUACGCGCGAAACAGCUGGAGAUGCAUUACAGAGUUCCAGGCCAAGCUCGCCAAUGCAAUUUUCUGGUUUUCGAGAUCGUCUGCGCAGCACGUACGAUGCCCGUGUCCGUUCUUUUUCGCAAGAGAAGAGCGACCCUUCUAGAGGUCUUAAGCAAGAUCCAAUGCCGGUUUCAGCUGCAUACCAGGCUGUAUACCUCAAUGACGAGGUACUUUCAAGUGCUGGUGGUAUUCAAGAUGAAGACUACAUUGAAGAGGAAGACGAGGACUUUUAUGAAGAAGGCGAGGAGAGGGAGGAAGAAGAGGCUUCUAUGCGUGGACCUCGCUCGGCCCCACCUACUCAAGGACCUACACCCGUGGUGGGUCAACCUUUUGUGCAACAGAACCUCAAUUCAUUUGCUGCGCGCGACGCUGUAAAAACGUCGCCGGAUCCUCUUUCCCAAGCUGGCACUGCACCGACGGAACAAGUACCUGUACAGAACCGACCCUUGCCGCAGUCCAAGCCUGUGCCUAGCCUCUCUCAAGUGGAAGAGCCCAACAUUAAGACGCAGAAAGCGACAUUGGAUGAACCGAGACGAUCAAUGCAAGCGCCGCAGACACCUUUGGAGCAAGCGGAAAACACCAUCGCCAAAGCGAAACCUGCCGCGCACGGCCUUGCUUCUGAAGAUGCAAGGUCGCCACAGGCGCGUCGCGAGCCAAGCGCAUACUAUCCCAACGAUGAGCGCGCAAAUGCAUCACACAAAGCCCCACAAAGUCGCAUAUCGAGCUGGGCAAGCAUGUUUAAAGAACCCAAAGACGGUGCGGCACAGUCCAAAAAUCUUUGGCAAUCGCUAAUGAAAAAAUUGCACAUUGGACAAGCCGAAGCAGCAGCGCCAACAAAGACCGCCGAAACUCUGGGCACGUCGCUAUCGCCGCCCCUUGCACAAGGUGCAGUGAAUGAGAAACCUCCUAAAGUACCAACCGAGAAGCCUGCUUUCUCGAACCAGAAUCGGCAAAGUCGCACGAUUAGCGCGCUCAAAAACCCUCUCCGCAAGCAACCAAAACCGCCGGCGCCCAAGCCCAGGACCAUCAAUUUGUCUGUGCCAGAAGCAAGCCCCGUUACGAACAGCAGCGAUGCAACCCCAGCUACAAACACGAAAGCGUCUGCACCUCCUCAACUCCCUACGCCGGCAGCAUUGCUUGGUAAGGAUAGGCCUGACACUGCCGCUGUGACCCGUCCUGGCGAGGCGAAUACGUUGGACGCGGCGGGAGCUGCCGAUGCAGACGCCAGCUCACAUUUAGGUGGUGCUGCAGUGCCCAUCCUUGGUGCAGCUACUUCGCCGCAAGAAGACUACUAUAACCAAUGGAUUAAAGGUGAAAAUGGCGAGUAUGGCUACGAGUAUGGCUAUGGCGAAAACUAUAAUUAUGGCUAUGAGUAUGGCUAUGGCUAUGAUAAUGCGCAGCAGGGUUACGAUCCGGCUAGUACAGAGGAGAGUAACCUUUUGAACCUAAACUUUAACCAAAACGACUGGUCGCUUAACUUUGACUUUGACAGGCCAAAGCAACGCAGCAUGGGUUACAGCAAUGCCAAUGGCAAGUCGCUUGCACAAACUUUGGGCGAACCGAGUGCAGUAAGGACAGAUCACAACCAACCCGGGGUGCCACAUGAGCUCGAACCGAACAGCAGCACAAAAUUGCCCACCAUGCAAAGCACAUUUAGCCUUGGCGCGGAACUUGUGGAUUUCCUUUAA
Molecule: messenger RNA, 2751 nt
Organism: Malassezia vespertilionis
Lineage: Eukaryota; Fungi; Basidiomycota; Malasseziomycetes; Malasseziales; Malasseziaceae
Exons: 1
Coding region: 1-2751 (916 amino acids)
Source: RefSeq, a predicted model, not a curated record